UAAUAUACCGGACUUGAAUCCAUCGCAGUCAUAUCGUACGCAUUCACUCCGCGCACAUUAUCCUCUCAAGGCACGGUUAAGGCCAUACUCAACCAGUCUGUUACAAAACCUCUUGCCGAGUUAAGGUUUUUUUUUUAUAUUUGAUAAAGUGUGUGAUAACUGCUAUAAGGGGAAAAUAUAAAAAGGAUUGGACUUUUUACUGAUCUUCAGCGGAAAUAAGAUCUAAAGAAUAAAGAUGGCGGAAAUAACACACAUCAAUCCAUUGCUGCUUGUCACUGAGAAGCAAAUACAAGGUGUGCGUGCCUGCUGCGACCUGGACGUGAAACAACUUAGAGAAUCCAUCGACGCGGUUCUGGAGUGGUGUUCCAAGGAGCCACAUCUUGAGGGCGCUGUUCCGAUAUUGAAAAAAAUCCGCUUGAUAGAACGAACUCUGCUGCUCACCAAAGGGUCCAUAGAAGAGACUAAGAAGAGAAUAGAAGCGGUCCUGACCUCUAGAGGAAUGAUGCCAGAACUGAGUCACAGUCGGUCGGUCGACGAAUUUAAAACUAUCCUCGGUUGUGUAAAUUACGUGACCUUACCAAAACUAUGCCCAUCGGAUAAUUCCAGAGUGGUUUUAGUGAAUUUCAAUAAGGAGAACAUCGACGAUUUUACACUAUUGGCUUACUUCAGAUAUGCAUUUUACAUAGGAGAAUACAGACUGUUCGACGAUUACACUAUCAAUGAGAGACACGUGAUUGACCUAGAAGGUGUACAUUUGGGGCUGCUCACUAAAAUCAACCCUGUUUUGUUGAAAAAAGCAGAACUAUUGGCUACGGAAGGGUACGGUACCAAAAUAAAAGGUAUUCACAUACUCAACGCACCAAAUUGGGUAGAUAGAUUCGUGUUUAUUCUGAAACAGUGCAUGAAACCGAAGGUAGCGGGGAGGCUGCACGUCCAUAACUCCAUCAGCGACUUCCAGAAACACGUGCCGAAGGAAAUCUUACCUAAAGAAUAUGGCGGCGAUGAGCAGUCAGUCAGAAAAAUAGCUGACGCCUGGAAUGACUUUAUGAGCAAUGAAGAGACAAAGCAAAGAAUUAAGGAUUUAGACCAACUUGUGGCCGACGAAUCCAGAAGAACAAAUACUAAGUUCAAUGAUGAAUACUUGGGAAUGCCAGGCUCUUUCAGAAAACUUAGUGUUGAUUAAAGUAUAAAUAUAAUAAUUUAGACAUCAUUCAAGGGUCACUAAGAACGUUUAUCUACAGACGCAAAGUAAACAUAUGACAGACCAGGGUGCGUAGGAAACGUGCCAAUCGUAGCGAACGAAAUGCAUCUGUCACUGUCGCACUAAUAUGGAAGAGUGAUAGAGAGAGAUGACUUAAUGAUUGGCACGUUGGCUAAACACCCAGUACGGCUACCACAAGUUUGACACUGACAUAUUCGCUAGCGUGUGCGUAACAUACUUUCUACGCAUCUCGCUCGUACUCGCAUAUUAGUGCCAGCGAGAUGUAUUCGAAAGUAAGUUACGCUGACGUUAGCGAAUAUUUCCAUUUGACACUGCUAAGGCAGUCGUGGUAAGGCUACAAUUGCAAACGAAAAGUAAAUUGGCGCUUUCAAUUCACGAUUGUCAUUUGGGCCCCUGGUUUUAAUAUUAAAAUAUCUGGUUUUGAUAAUA
Messenger RNA from Cydia pomonella (codling moth), 1651 nucleotides. Its product is annotated as alpha-tocopherol transfer protein-like. Bases 236 to 1183 code for a protein of 315 amino acids. Lineage: Eukaryota; Metazoa; Arthropoda; Insecta; Lepidoptera; Tortricidae. The record is from RefSeq and is a predicted model, not a curated record. Gene Ontology annotation, molecular function: phosphatidylinositol bisphosphate binding. Gene Ontology annotation, cellular component: membrane. The transcript is spliced from 7 exons.